CUCUGCUUUCAUGUAAUGUCGUCAGAAUUUCAAUCCUCAGACCACAUGCAGCGCUCAGGGUUUUUCUGCCUACUACGUCUUGAAACAGACGAUCUUGGCUGCCUGACAGACGCAUCUCGAACCAACAGCAGCAGGAGGAAUGGCGACAAACUCAGGUAGAAACUGUAUUUUCUGUUUGAUAGCCAACGAUCAGGAUGAAGAGGCUGAAAUCAUGAAAGAGAGUGACGAGCUGGUGUGUUUUAAAGACAUCAACCCCGCUGCUCCUCAUCACUACCUGGUUGUUCCCAAACGGCACAUCCACUGCUGCUUCUCGUUGCACAGAGGACACAUCAGCCUCGUUAAAAGAAUGGCCGAAAUGGGGGAAGCUGUGCUGCGCGAACAAGGGAUCACUGACAUGAAGGUCGCAAGGUUGGGGUUCCACAUGCCUCCCUACAUUUCAGUAGGACACCUCCACCUCCACGUCAUCGCCCCCACCUGCCAAAUCUCACCGUACAUGGAGUAUAAGUUCAUUCCAGAGACAGUGGCUUUCAUUACUGAAGAAUCUCUGCGGAAUUGGCUCUGGAAUAUAAACCAUCAGAAUCCCAGCAUUAUAUAGGAAAUUGCAUGUCGUCCUAACCUGGACUUCAGGCUGUAGCAGAGGAGCAGCAGACUGAGCUUUACUGUGAUGUUCAGAACUUCUGCCUCAACAAUCAGAGAAAACCAUCUGCGGAGGAAGAUCUGUCCCUGUAAGGCUACAGCUAAACAGUAGUGCUCUAUUUAUAAUGUAUUUCUAUUGUAAUAGUGUGAUUUUCAUGUGUGUAUAUGUAUUUUUAUUUAUAUACACUACCAGUCAAAAGUUUGGACACACCUUCUCAUUUAGUGCUUUUUAUGUCUUUUGUUUUAUUUUCUACAUUUUAGAUCAAUACUGAAGAUUAACACUUUUUUUGUUAACAUAAUUCCACAGUUAUUUAUUCUUUUAUAGUUUUGAUGUCUUCAGUAUUAAUCUACAAUGUAUUAAAAAAUUUAAUAAAAACCACUGAAUGAGAAUGUGUGUCCAAACUGUUGACUGGUAGUGUGUGUGCAUAGAUAAAUGAAAUAAAUGAUGCUGUUACGGUCAGACAUAUGCAGUGAAAGGUCAAUGGACUGGUUCCAUUCAACACCAUAAUGCUGCGAAUAAUCCCACUCUUUUUAAAAAAAAGUUAUUUAUACAUUUGUAUUUUUUUUAUAGUCGUCUUUCUGUGACUGUCGGAGUAGUGAGGUGCAGGGCACAAUGGAAUACUGCUUCCAUGUUUACAGUGAUAGUUUCUGAUAAUUUAUAAUGUCAGAAUGUGUAGCACGCCUUCAGAAAUACUAACCCAAAGAAGUGAUAGUAUUUUAUACGUGUUAUAUGUGUAAUUUUGAAUUUAAAUAAAGUGUUUAUUCACCUUCUUGUA
Acanthochromis polyacanthus (spiny chromis) is the source of this 1412-nucleotide messenger RNA. RefSeq names its product adenosine 5'-monophosphoramidase HINT3-like. The coding region runs from base 140 to 595 and encodes 151 amino acids. The record is from RefSeq and is a predicted model, not a curated record. NCBI's taxonomy places the organism in Eukaryota, Metazoa, Chordata, Actinopteri, Pomacentridae. The transcript has 6 exons. Gene Ontology annotation, molecular function: catalytic activity.